AUGGUGACUUUGACUGUACAGGGGAAGAAGGUGCCAUUUAUGAUUGAUAGUGGAGCUACUAUUUCAGCCAUUCAACACCCAAUAGGAGAGAAGACUGCUAUCAAGUUACCAAUACAGGGAGCCACGGGCCGCAGUAACUCCAGGCCCAUCUUUGAUGUGGACAAUUGCAGUCUUAAGGGAAAUACUUUUAGACAUCAGUUUGUGUGGCUCCCCGACUGUCCAAUGAACUUAUUGGGAAGAGACAUUCUGUGCAAAUUACAAGCCACUUUAACUUUUUCAAAGGAUGGAAGCUGUACCCUCGAGACGCCACAAGGGGGAGAUAUAUGCACAAUAGAAAUGCCCAAAGAAAAGGCUUGGAAGUGGAAAGCCUGGUGGGAUGGGAAAUCGGAAGCCACCAGAGUCUUGAUAGCGCAAGACAUAGCAGAAAGCUUGCCAGUGCCUAAAGAGGUUUGGGCAGAAAACGGAGGAUUUGGCAUGGCCAUCAACCAACCCCCUGUGUGCAUUCGAAUGAAGCCAGGAGCCAUACCCGCUAAUAUACCACAGUACCCCAUCUCAGAAGAGAAAAGGAGGGGAAUCCAGCCAAUUAUCACAGCGUACCUUGAAGAGGGGAUACUACAAGAGUGUCAAUCUGGAUGGAAUACCCCACUCUUCCCAGUGGAAAAGAAGGAACCAGGCCGUUACAGACCAGUGCAAGACCUGCGGGCAGUAAAUGCAAGAGCUGAACCCAUGGUAGCCCUAGUGGCUGACCCAUACACCAUAAUGAAAGCUUUAUCUAGAGAUCUGGAGGGUCUAGUUGUACCCCCAGGGGGGGCAGUCUUGCAGUAUGUGGACGAUCUUUUACUCGCAACAAAUACGGAAAAAGAUUGCAAAGAACUCACUAUAGAGGUGCUUAAAAGACUUGCAAACUGUGGCUACAAAGUAUCCAAGAGCAAAGCCCAACUUAUACAGACUACUGUAAACUAUCUGGGAUUUCGGCUGGAGGAAGGCCAGAGAUACCUAUCAGGAGAAAGAGUAGAAGCAAUUUGUGCCAUUCCAGAACCCAAAUCCAAACGUGGUCUGCGAGCAUUCCUUGGAAUGACUGGCUAUUGUCGCGUCUGGAUACCAGGCUACGCCCAGAUAGCCCAGCCCUUGUAUGAGGCGACUCGAGGAGAAGGCGAGAUGCUGUGGGGAGAGGAACAGAAGAAAGCGUUCCAGGAACUGAAAGACAUGCUAACGAGGGGCCCAGCUUUAGGACUCCCAAACCUCACGCUACCCUUCACGCUAUACGUGCUUGAGCGGGGAGGGUUAGCAAAGGGAGUCCUGACACAGCAAGUCGGACCCAGUAUGCGACCCUGCGCAUAUCUUUCAAAAAGAUUGGAUGCAGUAGCAAGAGGAUUCCCUCCCUGCUUGAGAGUUGUAGCUGCAGCAGCUGUACUGUUACAAGAUGCAAAGAAACUCACUUUCGGAGCAAAGACUACAAUAGUCACUGAACACUCCAUUAGAUCUUUGUUAAAAGAAGGGACUAUCAAGUGGAUGACAGGCUCUAGACUCAUGAAAUAUCAACUGAUGCUGUUAGAAGACCCAGAGGUCGAAUUACAGGUGACCACCAGUUUAAAUCCUGCCUCAUUUCUACCCGAUGAAAAUGCAGAAGAGGGAGAGACGCAUGAUUGCCCAACGCUGUUGCAACAGACCUGGGCAGUCCGAUCUGACCUACGCACGGUCCCACUGAAGAAUGCAGACCUGCAGUGGUUCACAGAUGGGUCCUCCUUUGUAGAAAAUGGGGUGAGAAGAGCAGGAUAUGCCGUGGUGAGUCUAGUGGACACUAUCGAAGCUCAGCCGCUACCCACGGGCACCUCAGCCCAGCUAGCAGAACUAAUUGCAGUUACCAGAGCCUGUGAGAUGGCAGAAGGGCAAACUCUGAACCUCUAUUCGGACUCAAGAUAUGUACACAACAUGGCACAUGCGUACGCUGCACUGCAUCAUGAAAGGGGCAUGCUAGAUUCUAAAGGGAACCCAGUGAAAUACCAGCAAGAGAUCCAGCGGUUCAUGGACGCCAUGCAGCAACCCCGCAGUCUGGCUUUUAUGCACUGCCGUGGACACCAGAGAGGAGGAGGGGAAGUGGAAAGCGGCAACCGUAGAGCUGAUGCAGCAGCUAAGUUAGCUGCACGCUCAGCCGAAAUGAUUAUGGUGUCCCUUAUUCCAGACCUAGCUACCCUGGAAGAGGAAUGGGAGUAUGGAACAGAAGACAAAAAGCUGGCAGAAGCACUGGGAGCCGUGAAACAGCAGGGGAAAUGGAUCAUCAGAGGGGGGAAGACACUAGUCCCCAAGGAAUAUGUGACAAGACUUGUGGAGGGUUUACAUGAAGGCACGCACAUGGGGGCAGAGACUAUGUAUGAACUCAUUCGGAAGAAGUAUUAUGCACCAAAUUUGUCUGCUCAUACCCGACAAGUAGCCAGGAAGUGUGUAGAAUGUGCUAAAGUCAACCCCAAUACCCGGCCUCAAGGACAAGCAGGGCAAGUAGCAAUGGGGGCCGGCCCGAUGGACAUUAUUCAAGUGGACUUUACAGAGAUGGUCCGGCAAGGACCCUAUAAAUAUCUCCUGGUCAUUGUAUGCACGCUAACUGGCUGGGUGGAAGCCAAACCAUGCAAGGCAGAAAGCGCGCAGGCUAUGGUUAAAUACUUGCUUAACGAUCACCUGCCCAACCACGGACUGCCAAUACAAAUUAACUCAGACAAUGGGGGGGCAUUCGUGAGCAAAGCAGUGCAAGACGUUUCUAGGGCAUUGGGAAUACAAUGGAAACUCCAUUCCUCGUGGAACCCACGAAGUUCCGCGAAAGUGGAACGUAUGAACAGGACACUCAAAGAUCAUCUAGUCAAGCUGAUUGAGCUCACACAAAUGAACUGGGUGGCCCUGUUACCAUACGUACUGUUUAAAAUUAGAAACACACCAAGGGGAAAGGAGAAAUUAACUCCAUUCGAGGCUAUGUAUGGGAGGGCGUCACCCAUCCUGCGUGCUAGAGUUGAGGACCACCCCCCGUCCACGGCCCAAUGGGCUAAGGUCCUGCACGAUGUACGACACUCCCUACAAGAAACUAUCCCCAUUCCUAUUGUGGAUCCAGUACACCCCUACGAAGUGGGAGAAUGGGUGUGGGUGAAGAAAUGGAAGGUAGAGCCUUUGAAACCCAGAUGGGGAGGUCCAUAUCAGAUUCUGUUAAUCACACCAACUGCUUUAAAAUGUGCAGGAAUUAAGGCGUGGGUCCAUCAUACCAGGGUUAAACGGGCAGAGGCGCCUAUCUCGUGGGUUGCACAGAAGACUGGAGAGACUAAGCUGAAGAUACGUCGCCUACCCUGAGUCUACCCCCUGCUACACCCUACCGGAACGGGUGCACGUCUUCGCACGGGUCCAGGGUACAUCUUUGGAACGUCCCUACGGGUGUGCCCAUACCUGGAAGCGGCACACCCUUUGUACGGACCACCGGCGGGGGUGGGAGAGAGAGUGUUAUUUCCUGGUUUCAAGCUUGUAACUAAAAAUGUGGUCUCGAACACUGUUGUUUUUAUGGGUAAUAGGAGUGAAUAGCACCUACAAGGUUUCCCACCCGAAAGUCCCUGGGCUUCAGACUGUAAUCGGAGCCACAUCCCUUAAAGACUGCUGGGUUUGUACUCAUGGUGAUAUACAUUCUGAAGAGAAGGUAGCUCUGGUGGCGGGCCCCAUCCCCCUAAAUUGGUGGGUUCAGAAACCCAGAGUAAAUUGGUGCUCCCCCUGGAUCAGCACCACCGAAUUGGCUUGGCGACCAACCACGGGAGGGGGGAACCGCCAGACCUACCGCUACCAAAGGGAAUGGAAACGAAAUUGGUAUUCAAAAGGGGUCCCGGAAUAUGAAGUUGAAACAUUAAUUGGCCAGAAUCCAAUUUGCAUUGAGAACAAAGGGGGACCUGGACCCAAUUUGGGGGAGAUCUCCUACACUCACUGUGCCCACACAUGGUCGUUUGAUAAAUCCCUUGGCGAAUUUACGCCACGGGCUGACGAUCAUGGACCAGACCAGGAAGAGUGCGAUGGGGAUGAUCCCUCUGUGGGCAAAUAUCCUGGAUUGUAUGGGGGAGAGAUGACCCUCACCUCUGUAACCCUAUUCAAUUUCACUGAAGGCCACUGGCGGGAGGAGUCGAAAUUCCUAUGGAAAAACACCCUAUAUGUACACGAUCGGCUAGGUAUCCUGAUCAACAAAACACAAACCAAGCAUGACACGUGUGAUAGCAAACUUAACACGUGGGAAUCCCCUUUCUGGACCCUCUGGCUGAGCAUAACCUGUGCACACCACAAAGACCCAAAUGUAACACUUUCCUGGUUCGGGGGAAGGGCCAGCAAGUCCGGACCCUUCAGCCUUGACAGAGAAUGUGGAACGGCCCUGGGCAUAGGAGAACGAAGAGUAGGGCCAAUGAAGUGGGAAACGGGGGACGUCCUGACCCUGUCCUUGCUCGAACACGGAAUGUACUGGCUCUGUGGUAAAAACGCAUACAAAGCACUGCCACAAGGUUGGAAUGGCAGAUGUGCCCCUGCUUAUCUAGCACCCAAAGUAGAGAUCCGCAAAAGCCUAAAUGCCUCUGAAGUUUUGAACAUGGGCAGUUUCCUGCACCGCCUAAGGCGCGGCGCAGAGAACCCCCUUGUGGUCCGCAACACCGGAUUCCACCAGGCUUGGCGGGCUAUGCUACCGGGACUUGGGGUGAUUGAGCUUGAAAUAGCGGUCAAAAACAUCUCAAAGGAGAUGGAAAAAUCUUUCAAUAGCACUCUGAAAAUGUUAAUGGAAGUUCAGCAAGAGGUUGAUUCAUUAUCAAAAGUGGUUGUGCAAAACCGUAAAGCGCUCGACAUUCUUGCUGCUCAGCAAGGAGGUGCCUGUGCUUUGAUCGGGGAGAAAUGCUGUUACUAUGUAAAUAAUCAGGGAAAAAUUGAUCAGGAGGCAGCCAAAUUGAAGGAAUCGAUACAGGUCUUUCACAGCAUCGGCCAACCCCCAUCUGGAUGGGGAAUAUGGGAAUGGCUCACGAGUUGGCUGCCAGACCUAGCCUGGCUAAAGUUAUUAUUUGUUGUUUUUGUUAUCAUUGUUAUAAUUUUGCUAAUGCUACCUUGUAUAAUACCUUGUUUAACUAGAAUAAUAGAAUCUGCUGUUUCUGCCAUAGUUAGAAAGGAAACCGCACCGCUUAUAAAAACAAUGUAUUCUAGUCUACCCUUAAAGGAAGAGCCAUAAAAUGGGCUCUUGAGGGGGGAGAUGUAGAAUGGAAAAUUCCUCUAUUGUUUUUUUCUAUUGUUUUCUACUGCUGAAGUUGGUGAUGAGUCACUUAUCUAUCAAGGGCAGACAGGGUGGGGGAAGUGGGUAUGAACGGACUAGCUUCAUUAACAUAGGCGCCAGAUGAUAGGAUCACUUUAAACUGUAACUCGUCCUGCUUCUUAGAAUGUGAAGGAAUCUUCUCUUAAUUUGCUUAUCUCUUUUCUGUAAGACCGGAACUCAGAGCAAAGUCCAGCCCAGAGGCAAACACAUGUGUUAAUGAAGUAAACUAAUUGGUUCUAGGGCAAAAUGUUAACGCCCAGAUGUGUAACAAUGCCAAGGUUUAAAACCCCAAAAAUCGGGGGAUUCGGGGCUUCUUCUCUGGAGGGCCGUGAGGCACCAGGAAGGGGUCACAGCGCUGUAAUCAAUAAACGGUGAUAUUGCUUCCUUCAA
Molecule: messenger RNA, 5686 nt
Organism: Hemicordylus capensis (graceful crag lizard)
Lineage: Eukaryota; Metazoa; Chordata; Lepidosauria; Squamata; Cordylidae
Product: protein NYNRIN-like
Exons: 2
Coding region: 1-3330 (1109 amino acids)
Biological process (GO): proteolysis; DNA integration
Molecular function (GO): nucleic acid binding; aspartic-type endopeptidase activity; RNA-DNA hybrid ribonuclease activity
Source: RefSeq, a predicted model, not a curated record